GAAGACCUCGCUGCAGACCUUCUGUUUAGUUUAUUACACUUCAGACCUUUUGCUUAAGCGUCUCUUAAUACCUCAGAACCUUCUGUUAAACUGACAGGAACAAGAAAUCAGCCUGGACACAAUGGAAAAUAACUGCACGUGAUUGAAUCACCUGAGCCAAAAUGACUGUCAUUGUGAGUGUGUCUAACUUAAGCAAUGACGUCUGUGCUCAGGAGCAGCCGGAGUUGUUCCUGAAGAAACUUCAGCAGUGUUGUGCUGUGUUUGAUUUCAUGGACACUCUGUCAGACCUGAAGAUGAAAGAAUACAAGCGCUCAACCCUCAACGAGCUCGUCGAUUAUGUUACAGUCAGCCGAGGAUACCUCACAGAACAGGCCUACCCAGAGGUCGUCAAAAUGGUGUCCUAUAAUAUAUUCCGAACUCUUCCGCCCAGUGACAGUAAUGAGUUUGACCCAGAGGAGGAUGAACCCACACUAGAGGCUUCAUGGCCACAUUUACAGCUGGUGUAUGAGUUCUUCAUUCGUUUUUUGGAGAGCCAGGAGUUUCAACCCAGCAUUGCCAAAAAGUACAUAGACCAGAAAUUUGUCUUACAGCUGCUGGAGUUGUUUGACAGCGAGGACCCACGGGAGAGAGAUUACCUGAAGACAGUUUUACACAGAAUCUACGGAAAAUUCCUGGGACUAAGAGCUUUUAUACGAAAACAGAUUAAUAAUAUUUUUCUACGUUUUGUUUAUGAAACCGAGCACUUCAAUGGAGUCGCAGAAUUGUUGGAGAUUUUGGGAAGCAUCAUCAAUGGCUUCGCUCUGCCGCUGAAGGCCGAGCACAAACAGUUUCUGGUAAAAGUUUUGAUUCCUCUUCACACCGUCAGAAGCCUCUCACUUUUCCAUGCACAGCUGGCGUAUUGUAUUGUACAGUUCCUAGAAAAAGACCCUGCAUUAACAGAACCAGUUAUCAGAGGUCUGCUGAAAUUCUGGCCUAAAACCUGUAGUCAGAAAGAGGUCAUGUUCCUAGGUGAGUUGGAGGAGAUUCUGGAUGUGAUUGAGCCCACACAGUUUGUGAAGAUCCAGGACCCUCUCUUCAAACAGAUCUCCAAAUGUGUCUCCAGCCCUCAUUUUCAGGUGGCUGAGAGAGCGCUGUACUACUGGAAUAAUGAGUACAUCAUGAGUCUGAUUGAGGAGAACUCCAAUGUGAUUCUUCCUAUAAUGUUCGCAAGUCUGUACCGGAUCUCCAAAGAACACUGGAACCCGGCCAUAGUAGCUUUAGUCUAUAAUGUUCUGAAGGCCUUCAUGGAAAUGAACAGCACUUUGUUUGAUGAACUCACGUCCACUUACAAGUCAGAUCGUCAGAGAGAGAAGAAAAAAGAGAAGGAGAGAGAGGAGCUGUGGAAGAGGUUGGAGGAUCUGGAGUUAAAGAGAAGCCUCCAGAGCGAUGGAAUUAUUCCCACUUAACGACGCGCCUCUCCUGGACCGCUUUUUUCCAACGCCACCACCAUGUGCUCUGGAACGUUGGCCACAUUUUUUUUCCUUUCUGUAUUUGUACGAUUUACUUUACCGUAGAUUCACCUCGUCAGUCUCAUUAUUUCAAAAGCACUGUAAAUAUGUUUAUUUUAUCUUCUUUUUUCCCCCCUUAAAAAUAUUAUGCCGAAAAAGAACGUGACUAGAAAAGGAAAUUAAAAAAUUAAAAUAAGCAAAAAAAAAACAAGAGAAACCCGCACUGGAGGGGGGAAGGAUUUU
Sinocyclocheilus anshuiensis is the source of this 1730-nucleotide messenger RNA. RefSeq names its product serine/threonine-protein phosphatase 2A 56 kDa regulatory subunit epsilon isoform-like. The transcript has 13 exons. Gene Ontology annotation, biological process: protein dephosphorylation; signal transduction. The record is from RefSeq and is a predicted model, not a curated record. The coding region runs from base 162 to 1445 and encodes 427 amino acids. Gene Ontology annotation, cellular component: nucleus; protein phosphatase type 2A complex; cytosol. NCBI's taxonomy places the organism in Eukaryota, Metazoa, Chordata, Actinopteri, Cypriniformes, Cyprinidae. Gene Ontology annotation, molecular function: protein phosphatase activator activity.